CAGCUUUUCAUACACUCUCCCUUGGCUUAUCGUCAUGUCAUCCUUUCCCGACUAUUAUACCUUGCUGAAUGUCCCAAGAACGGCAACCACAGACGAGAUACGACAGGCAUACAAGAGAGAAUCACUCAAGACCCAUCCAGAUCGUCUGACGAGGGCGUCGCCUGCUGAAAAGCAGGCUGCUACGGAGAAGUUCCAAGCAGUCGCGGACGCGUAUUACGUACUCUCGGACUCCCAAAGACGAAAGGAGUACGACCACCUCUACGGCGCACGAGCAGAGUCAGAGAAGACGGCUGAGGACCCCGGAGCAUCCGCAAAUUUCUUCUCAACGUUCGCCAACAUGUUCGCAGGGGCAGGGGCAGGGCCGACCCCCCAGCCAGAUGCAAAUGCUGCCGGUCAACGCCCCGAUGCUAACGGCGUCUUCACGGAUGUCUUCGAAGAGUUGUUACGUCCGGAGGUUGAACGGCAUGCGAACUGGUGGUCUUAUCUUGGCGCUGCAAGCGGGGCCGGCAUAGGAUUCAUUAUAGCCAACAUUCCCGGACUCAUGGUUGGCGCUUACGGCGGGAAGAAGCUCGGCCAAAUACGCGACGCGAAGGGCAAAGCCGUUGGUGCCGUGUUUAUGGAGCUGGGUAAUGACCAGAAGGCCGAGAUUCUGCGUGCGCUGGCAAUGAAGGUGCUCGGAACUGCCAUGGCGUAGUACAAUAUACGAGGCCCCAAUGCUACUCAUACCCAUCGCUGCUUAUUUCUAGUAUCUGCGGAUUGUACGGAUAUGUAUAAGUACAAUAUAAUAUAUCUUUGAAUACGA
This is a messenger RNA of Punctularia strigosozonata HHB-11173 SS5, 802 nucleotides long. RefSeq names its product DnaJ-domain-containing protein. The record is from RefSeq and is a predicted model, not a curated record. Gene Ontology annotation, molecular function: protein-folding chaperone binding; protein folding chaperone. Gene Ontology annotation, cellular component: cytoplasm; nucleus. The coding region runs from base 35 to 694 and encodes 219 amino acids. The transcript is spliced from 6 exons. Lineage: Eukaryota; Fungi; Basidiomycota; Agaricomycetes; Corticiales; Punctulariaceae.